CUGAGAAUGAUGGAUGCGGUUGGCAGCAAAUCUCCGCUCUCGGCUAUUCAACCGGGGGCUUCCCUGCUUGAUACAGCCGGGAUCGAUCGCUAUGAAGAUGGAAUAGACGCAUCCUAAAUACACCCGAAGCAUUUUUUUCCUUAUCCUCCUGGAUGUCCGACUGCCGCGUUGUUCUCUGCAGCAUUGGUCCCCGGCAAGGUGUACAAGCUGGUGAUUAUAACCAUCUACCUAUCACCGAAUAAACAGAGGAGAAGAAGAGAGGCAAAAAAAUGAGAAACCAUGUCUUCCUCAAAACCAGCGAAUGAUGGCGCCGCGCUCCCGUGUUACAAAAUAGCAGCUAUACGUGGGGACGGCAUUGGGCCUGAGGUGAUAGAAGCUGGUAACUAUCAAAGUGCUGAAGAAACUAACCGCGUGGCUUGGAUACUUUUGAACUGGCCUUCGAGAACUUUGAGUGGAGCAGUGCGUAUUACAAGAAACACGGCAGAUAUCUCUCCCAUUUCAUCUUCUACCUUCCUCUGGUUCUCGUUUGUGAACACUCCAGACGUACCAGAUCAUAUCUCCCUCUAAGGUCUUCGACUAGCAAUAUGCCAACCAGGGUCUUUCACGGCAUCCAAUCGCCGCUCCAUCUCGACUGGGUGAUCGUCCGUGAGAACUCUGAAGGGGAGUAUGCGGGUCACGGUGGGCGCAGCUACGCCGGCAAGCCGUGGGAGGUAGCCACGGAUAUAUCCAUCUUUACCCGCCAUGGCGUGGAACGGAUCAUGAAAUUUGCAUUUGAGGCUGCGCGGAGUCGGGCGAAGAAGCACAUCACUGUCGCCACGAAGAGCAACGCGCAGAGAAAUGGGUUGGUGGUGUGGGAUGAAAUUGCGGCGGCGGAGGUCGCAGCGCAAUUUCCCGAUGUGACGUGUGAUAAGAUGCUGGUGGACGCCAUGACGGCGAGAGUGGUGCUGACUCCUGAGAGUUUGGAUACCAUUGUUCCGACCAAUUUGGUAUGUCGGUUUACCUUCCCCUUUCUUUUAAGCGGGAAGAGAUGGACUCGUAGGGUCCCGAGCUGGGUGCGUGGUUUUUCAUUAUUUGAUGUGAAGUUUGACAUGCCUAAUCCUCUACCCCCCACGCCCCCCUAGCACGCCGGUAUCCUGUCCGAUCUUGCAUCAGCUCUUGCAGGAUCAAUUGGCAUCGCUCCCACGAGUAACCUUGAUCCCACGCGCGAGAACCCAUCCAUGUUCGAGCCGGUUCAUGGGUCCGCUUUCGAUAUAGCCGGAAAGGAUCUUGCCAAUCCCAUAGCUACUUUUUGGACAGUAGCUGAAAUGCUCUCUUGGCUGGGACAAAAAGGAGCUGCGGCUGAGCUGCUAGAGUGCGUGGAAUCCGUCUGCAAGUAGGGGAUUGUGGCAGUGGAUUUGGGUGGCAACAACAGCACAGCUCGGAGUCAGUACCUAAACUGUCUAAGUGCUUUUUUAUUUACUCCGGUUCCUAGAAGGGAGAGGGUUUGAUAUGAGGAUAACAAAGGACGAGGGGUUUGUAGAACAAACAACGUGCGAGUUUUCAAGGGUAUUUGACAAAGGAAGUAUUCGUUCACGAAACACGAAUUUGGUCCCAGCCAUUGCCCUGGUCAGAACUGACUACACUGAUGUUGAUGUAUAUGGUAUAUUUCCACAAUUGAAGAUAGAAAAUCCACUCCUGCUCAGCUGAGACCUUGAGCCAGUUCUAGAGAAGAAAAAAAUAGAAAGAAA
This is a messenger RNA of Blastomyces dermatitidis ER-3, 1727 nucleotides long. RefSeq names its product tartrate dehydrogenase. Lineage: Eukaryota; Fungi; Ascomycota; Eurotiomycetes; Onygenales; Ajellomycetaceae. The record is from RefSeq and is a predicted model, not a curated record. The transcript has 2 exons. The coding region runs from base 585 to 1121 and encodes 178 amino acids.